GUUUCAACAUUUGUACUGGUUUUGUUGUAUCAUGUUUGAACUGUGCAGGGUAACUGGACGCUGGAAUACACCAAACUUAAGGCUAAGAUUGAGCUUUUACAGAGGAACCAUAGGCACUAUAUGGGGCAAGAUCUGGAUUCAUUGAACCUCAAAGAGCUUCAAAAUAUGGAGCAACAGCUCGAUACUGCUCUCAAGCACAUAAGAUCAAGAAGAAAUCAACUCUUGCAUGAGUCAAUAUCUGAGCUGCAGAGAAAGGAGAAAGCAAUUCAAGAGCAAAACUACAUGCUAGAAAAGAAGAUCAAGGAGAAGGAGAAGCCAAUGACACAUCAAACGUUUUGGGAGCAACAAAACCAUGGCCCUAGCUCAUCAGCAUUCCUCUUUCCACAGCCACUUCCCUGCCUAAACAUGGGUGGAGCUUACCCGGAAGAACCACCAGAAGUUCGGAGGAAUGAGCUCGAUCUCACUCUUGAACCAUUAUAUCCAUUCCACCUUGGAUGCUUCGCCGCAUGAAUGACUCAAACAAUGACAUAAUUGGCUAUAGAUUUUUGGUUUCUAUGUGAAUAUCCACAAAGUAGAUUCAAGUAAGAGAAAGAAGAUGGCACCCCGUUAUCCUAUAUGUAAGUGUCUGUCUUUCUUGUUGAAGAAAGAGAACCUUGAGCCAUUACUGAAAUGUUAUGCUUAUGUUUCAACUAUUUAUGCAUGUAACCUCUUCCUUAUAAAGCAAU
This is a messenger RNA of Ilex paraguariensis (yerba mate), 725 nucleotides long. The record is from the annotation of a GenBank genome assembly. NCBI's taxonomy places the organism in Eukaryota, Viridiplantae, Streptophyta, Magnoliopsida, Aquifoliales, Aquifoliaceae.